AUGACAGGCACUUUGACCAGAAUCUGCCGAGCGGGACUCCUGUCUUCUUUCAUCCUCAUCUCGUACUUUGCCAUGGCAUCUUCAAUGACUCUUGAUUUGACUGAGCUGAGGAAUAAAGGUUUAAAGAUCAAGGUGAAUCCCAGGUCCAACCUGUGGGCAACGGGGCACUUCAUGGGAAAGAAAAGUGUUGUGGAUGGUUCUUUUAUGGAGUCGGCUUCUGAAGGUGUAAAUGUUCCUGCUGAUGUCCGACCUGUUAGUCCUCUGCGCACAGUGGAAGACCUGCAGGCGCUGCUCACUCUGAUGCUUGAAACUGCUCAGCGUGCUCAGGAGAACCCAGAUCUGAAAUGGUUGGAGGAGACCCUGCUUGAUGAGCAUUAA
Molecule: messenger RNA, 378 nt
Organism: Limanda limanda (common dab)
Lineage: Eukaryota; Metazoa; Chordata; Actinopteri; Pleuronectiformes; Pleuronectidae
Gene: nmba
Product: neuromedin Ba
Exons: 3
Coding region: 1-378 (125 amino acids)
Biological process (GO): positive regulation of hormone secretion; neuropeptide signaling pathway
Cellular component (GO): neuron projection
Molecular function (GO): neuropeptide hormone activity; neuromedin B receptor binding
Source: RefSeq, a predicted model, not a curated record